ACAGGGGUGUGCCAUUGAAUGGAAACUAUGCGACCCACCCACUUUAGCAAAUACAUAUUAGCUUACAGGCUAGCUACUUCCUGAGAACAGUAUUCUCUGGUAUUCUCCUGUGGUUCCGAGGGUACUCCUUAUUCUGUGGUCAUUUAUCACCAAGCCAAAUUUCAGGUCCCGUCCUAACGAUGAGCUACCCUGGGUAUCCCACACCGCCGGGAGGCUACCCACCCCAGGCCAGCGGUUACCCGCCCCAGCCGGGAGUGUACCCACCCCAGUCCGGUGGCUACCCACCCCAGCCGGGAACGUACCCACCGCAGGCCGGUGGGUACCCAGGCCAGCCAGGAGCCUACCCUCAGCAGGCUGGAGGUUAUCCUCCCCAAGCAGGGGGCUUCCCCCAGCAGCCAGGCGGAUACCCUGGUGCGCCUCCUGCAGGUGGAUGGGGAGCUGGCGGUGGUUUUCCCGCCAUCGGUCUGGACAACCUGAACCUGAACAACCCUGCAUUCAAUCCUGCCAAUAUGGCAGGAAUGGCCAACCAGAUCUCCGCAGCCAUGGGAGGGUUUGCCCCCAACCCGUCCAUGUUCACUCAGGCAUCCGGUGGGUACCCCACCCCACAGCCAGGCGGGUAUGGUGCUCCCCCCCCUAACCAACAGCCUUAUGGCAUGUACCCCCAGCCAGGAGGAGGCAUGCCCCAGGGCCCGGGGGGCUAUCCCACCGCCCCUUCCCCGGGUCAGCCUAUGCCCAGUUACCCAGCAGCCCCUGCGGCCAACCCGUCCAUGCCGGGCUUCGGAGGAGGCGCUCCGGUCGCUCCGCCCGUUAACAGAGGAUUCAGAGGGACCAUCAAGGACUUCCCAGGAGCCGACCCGCUGAAGGAUGUGGAGGUUCUGAGGAAAGCCAUGAAGGGGUUCGGCACCGAUGAGGACGCCAUCAUUAAUCUCCUGGGAAGCCGCAGCACCAAGCAGCGUGUGCCUCUGCUGAUCACCUUCAAAACCGCCUACGGAAAGGAUUUAAUAAAAGACUUGAAGUCUGAGCUUUCUGGGAACUUUGAGAGGCUGGUCCUGGCGAUGAUGAAGACCCCGGCGCAGUUGGAUGCCUCCGAGCUCCAUGAUGCCAUCAAGGGUGCAGGGACUGAUGAAGCUUGCCUCAUCGAGAUCCUGGCUUCUCGCUCAAACGCAGAAAUCAAAGAAAUCAACGAGGUCUUCAAAAGGGAUUACAAGAAGAAACUGGAGGACAUGAUCGCCAGCGACACCUCAGGACACUUCCGCAGGCUCUUAGUAUCUCUGGCUCAGGGUAAUCGAGAUGAGAGACCGAACGUGGACAUCUCUUUGGCCAAACAGGACGCUCAGGCACUCUACGCUGCAGGGGAGAAGAAGCUGGGAACUGAUGAGUCCAAGUUCAACGCCAUCCUGUGUGCCCGGAGCAAGCCUCACCUGAAAGCAGUGUUCCAUGAGUACCAGCAGAUGUGUGGCCGUGACAUCGAGAAGAGCAUCGGCCGGGAGAUGUCUGGAGACCUGGAGAGCGGCAUGCUGGCUGUCGUGAAGUGCAUCAAGAACACGCCAGGCUACUUCGCUGAGAGGCUAUACAAAGCCAUGAAGGGGGCAGGAACCAAGGACCGUACCCUCAUCCGCAUCAUGGUGACGCGCUCGGAGGUGGACAUGUUGGACAUCCGCCAGGAGUACAUGAGGAACUACCAGAAGUCUCUGUACACACACAUCACCGGCGAUACAUCAGGGGAUUACAGGAAGCUGCUGUUGAAGCUGUGUGGCGGGAACGACUAGAGGAGUCUGCCGUUAACCUCCGGGCUGAUAAAAUAGGGAUGAGACGGUCUGCGUCACCUUUCUGGAGCACAACGGAGACGAGCUCGACCAUUCAGAGUACGUUGGUACAUAAAAACCAAUAUAACAACAGCAACAGUCUUUGGAUACUUUUUGGUAACUUGGAUUUCCUGUGGGUAUUGGCCCGGGUGUUGCAAGGAGUAUCCGCCAAUCAGUCAGCGUUGUUGAAUUGUUUAUUACAGCCUAAUUUGUGGUUGGUUGAGCUCCUCUCUGACUUGUCUCGAUUUUUAUUUUGCCUGGAUUCACUCUCUCGGCUUCUAUCGCACCUCCUUAUAUGCUUGCAAUACGUAUUUGUUUACUGGUUUUAGACGACACUCUGACAUAUUGCAUGUUUUUUGGUAAAUUGCACUACUUUACAUAUCAAUGCCAUAUCUUAUAUUUGCAGCUCUUGUUUUUAUAGUCAUGUGAGUUUGCUUUAGAAAGUAUCUUUUCGUACAGCGUGUCAAAUAUGCUGGAUAUCAAUGGAUUAUGUGUUCGAAAGAAUGGGUCAGUUAAAACCGUAUAGAAAUUUAAGAGGUAUAUAUUUUAUAAACUGUUGUAUAACAUUCAUACUUUUCCCGGUGCCAAUGUUACAUGUAUGGUUUUCCGACUGAAAUUAUUUAACAAUAUGCCAUAGAGCUGAUUAAGUGUAUUUAGAUUCUCUAUUGUCUAAACAAUUCAAUUGUGGUUUACUUAGUGAAUAUAUGCAGACAAUUAUUGAAUCACAUUUAAAUCAUAUCAAUUCAAAUACGUCCGGCUAUUGUGCAACAUAAAUUCUUUCGCUUAACAAUCUCAUUUCUGCUCAAAUAUGUAUUUCAAUGCAAAUAAAAUGCAGGAGACCUUUUAUGGUAAA
This is a messenger RNA of Conger conger (European conger), 2658 nucleotides long. RefSeq names its product annexin A11a (gene anxa11a). Lineage: Eukaryota; Metazoa; Chordata; Actinopteri; Anguilliformes; Congridae. Gene Ontology annotation, cellular component: cytoplasm. Gene Ontology annotation, biological process: cytokinetic process; phagocytosis. The record is from RefSeq and is a predicted model, not a curated record. Gene Ontology annotation, molecular function: calcium ion binding; calcium-dependent phospholipid binding. The coding region runs from base 180 to 1769 and encodes 529 amino acids. The transcript has 15 exons.